AUGGAGAAGCUGGCAAAGAUGCUGUCAGGGGGAAACCAGCCUGGGAUGGGCCUCCCCGAGCGCCUCGCCAAGCCACCCUCUGGUGUGACUGGAGACAGCCAGAAUGGUUUCACCAAGGACAAGUCCUGCCUCACCAACCUGGUGGCUUUCUACGAUGGCGUGACCAGACCAGUGGACAAGGGAAGAGCUACGGAUGUGAUCCAUCUGGACCUCUCCGAGGAAUGUGGUUGCAAUUUCAGGGUGGAAGAGUUACGGAGGCGGCGGCGAGCGAGCUACGACCACGUGGGAAUUCAACGUUGUUUCCACGACCGGGAAAAACCCAACCUUCAGGCGAUGCCGGCCAAGAAGGAGAAGAUUUCCAGCUCUGAAGUGAGUAAGAACCACCGCGCCGUGAGGUCAGCCAACGCCGCGCCGCCCGUGCGAAUUCAGGAACGAGGGAUCGGCGGCGGGCGGGAAAUUAUGCCCACUGAAAAUGGGUACUCCUUCCUGAGGAGCAAGGGUCAACCCUUGGCACCUCGAGCCAAGCGUUCAGCCACAGGUAUCUCACCACGGAAAGGACGCAGACCAAAGAAACCCUGUCCCACUUUCAAGGCUUUUUACAUCUCAGGAAACGCUGGGGGUUUCAACCAGCCCCCUCGAGCUUCAGAGUGCUACUGA
Molecule: messenger RNA, 657 nt
Organism: Opisthocomus hoazin
Lineage: Eukaryota; Metazoa; Chordata; Aves; Opisthocomiformes; Opisthocomidae
Source: RefSeq, a predicted model, not a curated record